GCAGCAGCGCCAGUCCGUCAAAGCAGAGGUGCGCCGCUCCCCUACCUUCGCCCGGCUGGGGCGGUCGCUGAGACCUCGCGUCUGCCUUGCCCGGUGCCCGCCCGCCGCCUCCGACGGUUCCAGGAGGAUGUGGCUCCUCGCCGUGACGACAACUUUCUGGGGAUUGUUGCUGGCGCCAGGUUUUGCUUUGCAAAUACAGUGUUAUCAAUGUGAGGAAUUUCAGCUAAAUAAUGACUGCUCAUCCCCAGAGUUCAUUGUGAAUUGUACUGUGAAUGUCCAAGACAUGUGUCAGAAGGAAGUAAUGGAAAAAAGUUCAGGGAUCCUGUAUCGCAAGUCCUGUGCAUCCUCUGCAGCUUGCCUCAUGACCUCUGCUGGAUACCAGACUUUCUGUACUCCAGGGAAGAUAAACUCUGUUUGUAUAAGCUGUUGCAAUACUCCACUUUGUAAUGGGCCCAGGCCAAAGAAGCGGGGAAACUCUGGCACCAUGCCUAGGGCAGGAGUAUUAACAACCAUGCUGCUCUCUAGCUUGCCAUUUUUAUCACCCGCACAUUGCUAAACUCUGAGGGAAGAUUUCUUUGUUGGCAUCAUUAUUCCUGUGUCGCUUCUUUCAAAGGCACAGCUGGUUUCCAUUGUAAUGUUGUUGUUUGCUUUCCCAAAAGAAAAGAGGAGUUUUAUCUGAAAAAGUCUCAACAACUUCAUUAUUUACUGAAUAGAUCUA
Python bivittatus (Burmese python) is the source of this 718-nucleotide messenger RNA. It is a transcript of the gene LYPD1, whose product is annotated as LY6/PLAUR domain containing 1. Gene Ontology annotation, biological process: acetylcholine receptor signaling pathway. Gene Ontology annotation, molecular function: acetylcholine receptor inhibitor activity. The record is from RefSeq and is a predicted model, not a curated record. NCBI's taxonomy places the organism in Eukaryota, Metazoa, Chordata, Lepidosauria, Squamata, Pythonidae.